Messenger RNA from Nicotiana tabacum (common tobacco), 784 nucleotides. NCBI's taxonomy places the organism in Eukaryota, Viridiplantae, Streptophyta, Magnoliopsida, Solanales, Solanaceae. The record is from RefSeq and is a predicted model, not a curated record.
UAGCAGUUGCUAUAUAUGAUCACAACUUCAUUGGAACUAAACGAUCUCCAAAAUUUUCUAUUUGUGAAGCUCCAGAAAGAGUUCAGCAGUGACAUUGAGAUGGCCAAUUCUGCUCUUCGGGGUCUCACAGUAAAUUCAUCUUGUGGCCACUCUGAUCUUACUCAACUAUUUCGGCUCGCUGCCCAUGAAGCAAAGAAAUCACGUGCUCAAAAUCGGAUACUCCGGGUGAUACUCCUAUAUUGCAGGUCGUCAAUACCACCACAGCAUCAAUGGCCUGCUACUCAGAAGCUUUUCACUUUGGAUGUAGUUUACCUUCACGACAAGCCUGGACCUGACAAUUGUCCUCAGAAGGUGUAUGAUGCCCUUGUGGAGGCCCUUGAACUUGUCAGCGAAUAUGAGGCAUACAUAUUUGAGAGUGGUCAGGGGCUCACUCGUGUCCUCUUCCGUCAUAUCUGCACACUUCUAUCCCAUCCUCAGCAACGUUGUUGUCAAGAUGACAUUGACAUACCCAAGUCCCUCGCAAAGAAGUCACCUGUGGCUGAUCCAGCACCAGUUGAUGAAAACACCGUUGUUUCCAGCCAAUAAAUACAGAACACAAACAUUUGAAUCAUCAGACUUUCGGGGAACUGCUUCUCAUUUUCCAUCUUGUUUUCCUGUCUAGAAUGCAGCCCCCAUUUGUUGAUAACACUUUAAAGUUAAUUUUAGAGGUUUUAAUGGAUUGUAUAAACGUAUCACUGUAUCAGGAUUGCUAAGCAUUAUCUGCUUCCCUUUUUUGCCUUCUGCA